AUGGUGUCAGGCGGCGCGCUCCACCUGGCCCUGCUGGCCUUUGCCCGGCUGGCCUCGGUGGCCGACGCCGGAAGCCUCCACCGCAGGGACAGGGUCCCCGACGGCUACUACUCGCCGCCCUACUACCCUGCGCCGCAUGGAGGAUGGGCGCCGGGCUGGACUGAGAGCUACGCCAAGGCGAAGCUGCUUGUCGAGCAGAUGACCCUUGCUGAGAAGGUCAACAUCACCGGUGGAACGGGCAUGUAUAUGGGCCCCUGCGUAGGAAACACUGGCAGCAUCCCUAGACUCGGCUUCCCCAACCUCUGCCUUCAGGAUGGACCGCUUGGCGUCCGGACAACGGACCACGUCACCGUGUUCCCCGCCGGCAUCACCGCUGGCGCUACGUGGGACAAGGAGCUCAUCAAGGCCCGCGGCGUCGCCAUCGGGAAGGAGUUCCGCGGCAAAGGUGCCAACAUCUACCUCGGCCCCUCGGUCGGUGCGCUCGGGAGGAAACCCCGCGGCGGCCGCAACUGGGAGGGUUUCGGCAGCGACCCGGUGCUGCAGGGCAAGCUCGGCGCCAUGACCAUCGAGGGCGUCCAGUCGCAGGGCGUCAUCGCCACCAUCAAGCACCUGAUCGGAAACGAGCAGGAGAUGUACCGCAUGUAUCACGUCUUCCAGGAAGGGUACAGUGCCAAUAUUGAUGAUCGGACUAUCCACGAACUGUACCUAUGGCCGUUUGCUGAUGGCGUCCACGCCGGAGUUGGAGCUGCCAUGACCGCUUACAACGCCGUCAACGGCUCCCAAUGCUCACAAAACGCCCAUAUGAUCAACGGUCUCCUCAAAGAUGAGCUCGGAUUCCAGGGCUUUGUCAUGUCUGAUUGGUUCGGUCAGAUCACUGGUGUCCCCGCCGCCUUGGCCGGCCUUGACAUGAACAUGCCUGGCGACAUCAACACCGUGCCCAUCCUCUUAGGCGCCAGCUUCUGGCAGUACGAGAUGAGCCGGGCCGUUCUCAAUGGCUCCGUGCCUGUGGACAGACUCAACGAUAUGGCCACCAGGGUCGUCGCCUCUUGGUACAAGAUGGGCCAGGACAAGGGCUUUGAGCCGCCCAACUUCUCCGUCAACACCAAGGACGAGGUCGGCCCGCUGUACCCGGCCGCGCUCUUCUCACCCCAGGGCGUCGUCAACAAGUUUGUCGACGUCCGGGGCAAUAACGCCGUGGUGGCCCGCCGGGUCGCCCAGGAUGGUAUCACCAUGCUCAAGAAUGACGGUGGCUUUCUGCCACUCGCCAAGGACCGCCCCCUCUCCAUCUUCGGCACCGGAGCCGAGGUCAACCCCAACGGCAUGAACGCCUGCGAGAACGGAAACUGCAACAAGGGCACCCUGGGCUUCGGCUGGGGCUCUGGCGCCGGCACCUACUCGAGCUUCGACUCGCCCAUGGACGCCCUGAAGCGCAACGCAAAGAGCGUCACCUACUACCAGACGGACAGGUUCCCGAACGUUCCGAACCCAACCUCGGACGAUGUCGCCAUCGUCUUUGUCAGCUCUGACUCUGGCGAGAACACAUAUACUGUCGAGGGCAACCACGGAGAUCGCGACAACUCUGGCCUGAGGGUCUGGUAUGGUGGCGACGAGCUCGUCAAGAAGGCAGCUGAGAAGUACAGCAACGUUAUCGUCGUGGUUCACACCGUCGGCCCCAUCACCAUGGAGGACUGGAUCAACCUCCCGUCGGUUAAGUCGGUUCUGUUUGCGCAUCUGCCCGGCCAGGAGGCUGGCGAGUCUCUCACCAACGUCCUGUUCGGCACCGUCUCGCCCAGCGGCCACCUCCCUUACUCAAUCCCGGUCAAGGAGGGAGACUACCCGGACAGCGUCACCAAGCUCACCGGCUUUGCGAUUGGCCAAUCCCAGGAUACCUACUCGGAGGGCCUCUACAUCGACUACCGUCACCUCAACAAGAAGGGCAUCAAGCCGCGCUUCGCCUUCGGCCACGGCCUCAGCUACGCAAACUUUUCCUUCUCCGACGCCACCGUCAAGCGGGUGACGAAGCUCAGCCCGCUGCCGGCCGCGCGCCCGGCCAAGCUCGCCACGCCCCAGUACUCCAAGGAGAUCCCGCCGUCCAAGGAGGCCUACUGGCCCGAGAACUUCUCCUCCAUCUGGCGCUACCUGUACCCCUUCCUCAGCAACGGCGACGCCGACAAGGCGCGCGAGCAGUCCACCAAGGCCAAGUACAACGCCUACCCGGCCGGCUACAGCGAGGAGCAGGGGCCCGGCCCUGCCGCCGGCGGCGGCGAGGGCGGCAACCCGGCGCUGUGGGAGACGGCCUUUGAGGUCUCGGUCAAGGUGACCAACACGGACGCCAAGCACGCCGGCAAGGCCGUCGCGCAGCUGUACGUGCAGUUCCCCGAGGGCAUCGACUACGACACCCCCGUGGUGCAGCUGCGCGACUUCGAGAAGACGGCGGCCGAGGUGGCGCCCGGCGCCAGCCAGACCGUCACGCUCAAGGUCACGCGCCGCGACCUCAGCGUCUGGGACGUCGUGGCCCAGAACUGGGUCAUGCCCAAGUUCGACGGCCGCUACAGGCUGUGGGUCGGCGACUCGAGCGACCGGCUCUUCACCGUGUGCUACAGCGACACGCUCAAGUGCGAGAGCGGCCUGCCUAGCCCUGUGUAA
Messenger RNA from Gaeumannomyces tritici R3-111a-1, 2646 nucleotides. RefSeq lists its product as hypothetical. The record is from RefSeq and is a predicted model, not a curated record. The transcript has 7 exons. Gene Ontology annotation, molecular function: beta-glucosidase activity. Gene Ontology annotation, biological process: glucan catabolic process. NCBI's taxonomy places the organism in Eukaryota, Fungi, Ascomycota, Sordariomycetes, Magnaporthales, Magnaporthaceae. Bases 1 to 2646 code for a protein of 881 amino acids.